Messenger RNA from Polyodon spathula (Mississippi paddlefish), 396 nucleotides. RefSeq names its product U6 snRNA-associated Sm-like protein LSm5. The record is from RefSeq and is a predicted model, not a curated record. The transcript has 5 exons. Gene Ontology annotation, molecular function: RNA binding. Lineage: Eukaryota; Metazoa; Chordata; Actinopteri; Acipenseriformes; Polyodontidae. Gene Ontology annotation, cellular component: U6 snRNP; U4/U6 x U5 tri-snRNP complex; Lsm1-7-Pat1 complex. Gene Ontology annotation, biological process: mRNA splicing, via spliceosome. Bases 43 to 318 code for a protein of 91 amino acids.
AUGCUUCAUCGAUUGAUUGAGGUAGUCUGAUUUCUUACGAACAUGGCGGCGACUCCUGUUACAAACCCUUCACAGUUGCUCCCGCUCGAGCUUGUGGACAAAUGUAUCGGAUCUCGAAUUCACAUCGUUAUGAAGAAUGACAAAGAGAUUGUUGGGACCCUGCUUGGAUUUGACGACUUUGUCAAUAUGGUGCUGGAAGAUGUCACAGAAUUUGAGAUCACACCGGAGGGAAGGAGGAUAACAAAGCUGGAUCAGAUCUUAUUAAAUGGAAAUAACAUCACAAUGCUUAUACCUGGAGGCGAAGGUCCAGAAGUAUGACCAGAUUUGUAAAUUAUUCAACCAGAAAACUUCUUUCUAUUUCUUAUUUUACCUUGAGUGACUUGUUUUGUGCUGACU